Molecule: messenger RNA, 850 nt
Organism: Onychostoma macrolepis
Lineage: Eukaryota; Metazoa; Chordata; Actinopteri; Cypriniformes; Cyprinidae
Exons: 6
Coding region: 86-850 (254 amino acids)
Source: RefSeq, a predicted model, not a curated record
GGUUUUGUUUUACUUAAAUCUCGCUAAACAUGUAGUUUAUCAAUUUUAGACAGCCAGAAUGUAAAACUCAUGCAGAACUUUUACAAUGUUCAGAUGCUUGAAUCUUCUUCUGCUGCUGUUUUGCUUCAUCUAUCAGAGCGGAACCCCGCCUGUAGGAACCAGAACUAUACCGGUGUCAGGAAAAAAAGGAGAAAACAUCACACUGCCAUGUGAAUUUGAGGUCAAAAAGAUUUCUGAUAUUAGUUUAUACAGUCGGUCAAAAAACAUCCCUGUGUGUCCGACUGAAGAAUGUAGUGGACGAGUAUUUAAACAAAGAAACUGUGACGUCGUCUUCAGGGAUCUGAGCUUCAGUGAUGCUGGGAAAUACAUUAUGAAAGUCUAUUACAAUAAUGAUCAGACAGAGCUGAAGCAACAAAUCAGGACGUACCAACUUCAUAUUCAUGACGAGAUCUCUGUGAAAACAGGUGAGGAGCACAAGUUGGAUGUUCUUUCCAAUGCUAAUCAAGUAGUGCACUGCACCAAAAACAGAACGAGUUGGAGGGAGGUUUGGAGCCGAAGCAGCGGAGCUCAGAGUGACCUGCUGACCGACACUGAUGGGUCUCUGACCAUUAAAGAGUUUACAGCCAAUGAUGCAGGAACAUACAGAGUUCUGGACCAUGAAGGAGAAAUCUUGAUUACAGUAACAGUCACAGAAUCAGACACAGAAUCAAAGGGAAAACACUACAACACAGAUGAUGACGAAACUGAUAACACAAGACAACACAUUGUUUGGUUUUGGGUUACGAUUGUUGGAUUGACUAUAGUUCUGCUGGUUCUGGCUUGGAUUAUGCUUCCUGUCAUCAAGAAGUAG